Messenger RNA from Pseudo-nitzschia multistriata, 2330 nucleotides. NCBI's taxonomy places the organism in Eukaryota, Bacillariophyta, Bacillariophyceae, Bacillariales, Bacillariaceae. The record is from the annotation of a GenBank genome assembly.
CAUCUCGUUGGCAUAUAAUCGAAACGGAGCACACAGUGGUCACUAGAGGAAAGAAACAUGGGCCCUUUGCCAACUACCUCCUUCUUAUCCAAAAGCAAAAGAGAAGAAGAAAAAGACCAGGAUGAAGUAGACGAAUUUAAGAACAAAAUCUUGCGCAAUCAGAGCUGUCGACAAUGGCUUGUUUCGGAAUCUAUUAAAAUCGCAUUUUUACUAUCAUUCGGUGUUGUGCUCUUGCAAUGGAAAAUCAUGAAACAAGUCGAUGUUACAGAGGAUCUUAGCUUCCAGCCUUUUGUAUCUGGCCACAGAGCUCUCAAAACUCUUAACGCCCCUCUAGGUGAAAAAAACGACAAUCCGAAGUAUCGCAAUUGUCCUUUUCGAGAUUCGCCUAUUGUAGAAUCAAUCUAUGUUUAUCCGCAUCCAGGAUCUCCCGAAUGGAAGGGAGAUAUUCUAUCGAAUUAUACAAGAAUCCAAACGAAUUCAAGUAGCGAAGAUUUUAUCGUGUAUCCGUGGAUAGACAACGACCUACGUUGCAAAGCUGCUGGUGUUGGUCCCUACGAUGGCACAUCGCAGCUUGUUCAAUACAAUACAGAACUUUUGGUACGAGAUAUAAUAACACACCCUGACUCAUGUUUGAGGACGAAUGACCCAGAAAAAGCAACCUUGUUUUACGUUCCAUAUCUUCCAUCGGCCGAAUACAAAAACGGGACGCUUUUUGGUAAGGAUAUGUCACAAAGUAAAUACGGAAAAGCCAUCCAAAACAUAAUUACCAAACAAGAGUACGAAUCGUGGGAAAAGGAAUUCGGGCUUACAUCGGAAUACUGGAAAAGACGGAACGGUUCCGAUCACAUUCUUGUCUUCAGCGAACCCAUGCACGGAUUAUGGCAUCCAAAAUCGAGACGCGGAAAUUUCCAUUUUCUACAUAGUCAAUUCCAAACACAUUCACCCAUUGUUAUUUCGAACGAACUCAGCAAAACAUUCAUUGAUAUGUAUCCUUUGUGUGCUAGAAAGAAUAUUCUCGUGCCGUAUCCAAAUACGAAUGGAAGGUGGUUCAAUGGUGCACUGGAUAACGAGGCAGUCGCGAUGAUGACAGAGCACUCUGGGAUUCGAAAACUAUCCGAAUCGCCGGGUGCGAUUCAGAGUGAGAUAGAUUUGGCAAAACAAUCGGAACUAAAAGAAACAUCCAACGGAUCGAAUUCAACGCCACCCCGCCUUUUAGGAUAUUAUUAUAGUGGUGGGAAUCAUGGGACCUGUGUUGACCUUCGAAAAAGUAUGAAAGAUGAAUUCCGGUGCUCUCCAUCCGGGAAGAUGGUAAAGAAAUACAAAAAAGCACUCAACAACUACGCCCAUGGGUAUCGCCAAUCUACCUUUUGCCCUUGUCCGGGUGGUGAUUCACCGUCCGCGAAACGUAAUUUUGAUUCCGUGUUCGCCGGAUGCAUUCCUGUCAUUCUGUCGGAAGAUUUUGUUUGGCCCUUUACAUCUGAAUUUGAUCGGAGCAGUAAUAGUGGAAGUGAAAGCGGUAUAGUUGCAUUGAACCCGUAUGACUUUUCUAUUCGUUUAAACGCCAAAGACCAUUGGCAUUCUAAGUUCGACUCCCCAAAAAAUUGCAACCCAAAAAUCAACACCGGAGAAGGGCACAAUGAAACAGAUCAUCGGUCUCUGCAAUCUGUGUUAGAGGCCGUUCCAUCGAAAGAAUUGGCACGACUCCGACAAGGGUUGGCGCGAGCAGCCGAGGUCUACUCUUAUUAUAGGAAGCGACCAGACCUGCCCGACGAGCCCCUUCGAGAGGGGUUACUACCCGACGGUGGGGCUGCCCACAUGCUGGUUCGGGCAUUGGCAGAACGAGCUUCAGGUGCAUUAUGGAAUGCGUGUCGACAGGAAAUGAAGGGCAAGGACAUUUCGAAGGACUCGGUCAAAAAAUUCAAAUGCUGAGAGCUGAUACUGUGAAAUAGGUCAAGAAAAAUUGCGUAUUAAAGAAAUAGGCCGCAAACAUACAAAAAGAUGCGAUCAUGCAAUGAAAUGCACACAAGAUGAAAUUGUUAUUUGUCAACAAAUGCCGCUGCAUACUUCGCAGAACCCACAACCAGAGAGUAGUACUUGAUCAGGUAUCGUUCAAAUUGUAGAAGGCAAUGGUUUUCGACGUAGUAAUGGGAACUAUCGAUUUACGAACAAAACGUCGGCCCAAUAACUCAUUUACAAGAAGUGUACAUUAUCGAACUGCUGAGACAAAUCAGAGAACAUGGAAGCAAGCGAAAAAGAUAUUACAACUGCUACAAAACUGCUGUACUGCGUUCACUAUUCGUAUCAAUUCGCAAGAAACAACAGGCAUUGAC